Molecule: messenger RNA, 672 nt
Organism: Talaromyces rugulosus
Lineage: Eukaryota; Fungi; Ascomycota; Eurotiomycetes; Eurotiales; Trichocomaceae
Exons: 1
Coding region: 1-672 (223 amino acids)
Source: RefSeq, a predicted model, not a curated record
AUGUCUUCAUACUUCGCAUCUAUCACAUCAUCUACAACCAUAUCAAGUCUCGGUACGCGUCUCAACGGUCUCCGUCGAGCCAUUACGUCAGGCGAGGAGGCAGAUGACCCAGACAACGAAGAUAGCUCGCACAUCUCGAACGUUUUGAGAGCCUACUACGCAGAGAAAGGACGUUCAUUCCCACAAUGGCUUCCUCCAGAUCCAAAGACGCCAACUCCACAACCCCGCAUGGUUGCCACCCAAGCGUCGUACCAACAAGGCAGCAAUACUUACGCCCAAGGACCUGGGCAACCGGCACCACGCGGUGGCGGCCUGGGCGACUUAUGGAGUGAUGGUCCUUCACAGCCGCCGCUAUCUCAAACUGCCAGUCUUCGAAACCGCCCCGCUCGAGGACAAGUUGCGUCCGCAAAUCUACGCCCGAUGCAAUCUCAGACCCCGCCCCCGGAGUCCAUCUCGAGACGACCGCUUCCGAGUCAGCGAGCAGGAUCAUACCAGUCAACAUCAUCCGUACAAUCACAACCACAGUCACAAUCGGGGUAUGGGAUGGAAAAGGUCAGUUCUGGUAGUUCAGCGCAGCAGAGAUUAAGAGCUCGGUUCCAUGGCGGUGCAGGAAAUAGCCCCAGUCCUCCUCCCCAAUCACAAUCUCCGUAUAUGCGAUCGUCUCGUCCGUGA